AUGGAAGAUGUAUUAGCCGAAAUAGUAGCAAAUACUCUUUUGAAUGGCUGGCUAUCACAUUUUGGAGUUCCAAAUUUUAUUACUAGUGACCAAGGAAGGCAAUUCGAGUCACAACUUUUUAAAGAGUUAACUCGAUGCCUUGGUUCACAUCAUGUCCACACUACAGCUUUCCAUCCUGCAGCUAAUGGUAUGGUGGAAAGAUUACACAGACAGUUAAAAUCAGCCAUCCGAUGUCACGAAACAGAAAAUUGGGUUGAAAUACUUCCAUUGGUUUUGCCAGGCAUACGUUCCACAUAUAAAGACGAUAUUCAAGCAACUCCAGCAGAAAUGGUAUAUGGUUCUAGUUUGAAAUUACAAAGAGAAUUUUUUACGUCUGAUAGAGAGCAAACCGUAAGUUCCGACUUUGUUACCCAAUUGAAACGAAACAUGCAGAAUAUCCGACCACGACCAGCAUCACGACACGGUUCAUCUAAUACAUUCAUUCAUAAAGACCUGAAAACAGCUUCACAUGUAUUUUUAAGACAGGAUGCAACAAAACGAUCAUUACAACCGUUGUAUGACGGACCGUACAAAGUUAUUAGACGAAAAAGUAAUAUAGCGGUGUCAGAUCUGGUGAAUGUGGUGGCCACAGAAAUUCUUCACCACAUAGAUCCAUCGAUUGAGGAAUUGUCUGUUCAGUACUUGCCUUACUACAUGUCUAUAAUAUGCGGGGCAAACAUCAUAAUGGUACCAGAUAUCUCUGCAGAUAUUUGA
This is a messenger RNA of Nomia melanderi (Alkali bee), 753 nucleotides long. Lineage: Eukaryota; Metazoa; Arthropoda; Insecta; Hymenoptera; Halictidae. The record is from RefSeq and is a predicted model, not a curated record.